UUCUUGUCGGAAACCGGAAGUUCAGGUUUCAAGGAAAAGACUAACUCGAAAAUGGCUAGAGACAGGCAGCUGUCAUCUCUUUUCAGCUACCCUCACCAAGGCGUGUGCAAAAUAUUCCUACUUUUGUGCUUGCUGCAGUUUUCUUCUGUGUGCUCUGACAUAACAGACGGCAACGCUGAGCACUUAAAGCGGGAGCAUUCACUCAUAAAGCCGUAUCAAGGUGUUGGAACAAGUGCUUCAAGUCAAUGGGAUUUUUGGGGGAGUACUUUAGUUACAAGCCAGUAUGUACGCCUGACACCUGACGAACGGAGCAGGCAAGGAUCCAUCUGGAACACAGUGCCCUGUUACUUGAAAGACUGGGAAAUGCAUGUGCAAUUUAAAGUUCACGGAUCGGGGAAGAAGAAUCUCCAUGGAGAUGGCAUUGCCAUUUGGUACACAAAAGAGCGAUUACAUCCUGGACCAGUCUUUGGAAACCAGGACCACUUUGUAGGCCUGGCUGUUUUUAUGGAUACUUUCCGCAAUGACCUCCACGGCAUGGAUCGUUCCUUUCCCUACAUUUCUGCAAUGGUGAGUAAUGGCUCGCUGUCCUACGAUCAUGGAAACGACGGCCGCAAUACAGAACUGGGGGGCUGCUCGGCCGAAAUCAGAAACAAAGACCACGACACAUAUCUUGCUAUCCGAUACUCCAAAGGCAGACUCACAAUUAUGGUUGAUGUCGAUGACAAGAAUGAGUGGAAAGAGUGUAUCGACAUCGGAGGCGUCCGCCUUCCUACCGGUUACUAUUUUGGAGCAUCCGCAGCCACAGGCGAUCUUUCUGACAACCAUGAUAUCAUCUCUAUGAAAAUGUACCAGCUGAUGGUAGAACAUACUCCUGAGGAGGACAGUCAAGACUGGACUAAGAUUGAGCCUAGUGUCAGUUUGCUCAAAUCUCCCAAAGACAAUGUUGACGAUCCAACUGGCAACUUCCGGAGUACACCUCUUACCGGCUGGAAAGUCUUCCUCCUUCUCUUGUGUGCUCUUCUCGGGAUUGUUGUUUGUGCUGUUGUGGGAGCAGUGGUCUUUCAGAAGCGGCAAGAGAGGAACAGGAGGUUUUACUAGACAUCUGUCUAAACAGGACAAUUUUAUGAACUCAUAAGAAUGUGGAUGGGAAAGGUUAAUGUGAAUUUUUUUUUUUUUUAGCAUUUGGACAAAUGUCAAAAUAUUGAAAUGAACAAUUAAAUAAAAAAGGGGGGUGAUGGGUA
Hemibagrus wyckioides is the source of this 1241-nucleotide messenger RNA. RefSeq names its product lectin, mannose-binding 2 (gene lman2). Gene Ontology annotation, biological process: Golgi organization; endoplasmic reticulum to Golgi vesicle-mediated transport; endoplasmic reticulum organization. The record is from RefSeq and is a predicted model, not a curated record. The transcript has 8 exons. Lineage: Eukaryota; Metazoa; Chordata; Actinopteri; Siluriformes; Bagridae. Gene Ontology annotation, cellular component: endoplasmic reticulum-Golgi intermediate compartment; COPII-coated ER to Golgi transport vesicle; Golgi membrane. The coding region runs from base 52 to 1098 and encodes 348 amino acids. Gene Ontology annotation, molecular function: D-mannose binding.